Messenger RNA from Rubroshorea leprosula, 790 nucleotides. NCBI's taxonomy places the organism in Eukaryota, Viridiplantae, Streptophyta, Magnoliopsida, Malvales, Dipterocarpaceae. The record is from the annotation of a GenBank genome assembly.
AAAUACCAUGAACGCCGUUGAAGAAGUUUUCAGCAUUUCAAAGGCACAAACACUUAUUGCUCUCUGUAGUACAGUUCCAGGCUAUUGGUUCACAGUUUUCUUAAUUGACAAAAUGGGAAGGUUUGCCAUCAAGUUGAUGGGAUUCUUCUUCAUGACAGUAUUCAUGUUUGCCAUCGCUAUUCCUUAUGACCACUGGACUCACAAGGAGAACAGAAUCAGAUUUGUGGUAAUGUACUCGUUGACUUUUUUCUUCGCAAACUUUGAACCUAAUGCUACCACAUUUGUUGUACCAGCGGAGAUUUUCCCAGCAAGGUUCAGGUCAACUUGCCAUGGCAUAUCAGCAGCAGCCGGUAAGCUUGGUGCUAUUGUAGGUGCUUUCGAUUUCUUGUACUUGGCUCAGAACCAGGAUAAGGCCAAGGCAGAUGCAGGGUAUCCUGCAGGUAUUGGGGUCAAGAAUUCACUACUCGUGUUAGGUGGAAUCAAUGCCUUGGGUUUCUUGUUCACCUUCUUGGUCCCUGAAUCCAAAGGAAAAUCAUUGGAAGAAAUAUCAGGUGAGAACGAAGAUAAAGCAGCGGAGGAGGAAGGCUCAUCUUAUAACGAAAGGACAGUUCCAGUGGCUUAGGUGGGUCUUUGUUAGUAGUUCACAGUGUAAUGAUAGCUAAAUAAUCGGCUUCAAAUUAAAGUUCUAUUGUUUUGCCUUAUUUUCUGUUUUCCUGAACCUUGUUGUUGCAACUCAAGUUUCUGUAACUUGAAGUUGAGGAAUAUAUGAUAAUAGAAAUUCGUGUCUGUU